Populus trichocarpa (black cottonwood) is the source of this 1157-nucleotide messenger RNA. Its product is annotated as short-chain dehydrogenase RED1. Bases 96 to 971 code for a protein of 291 amino acids. Gene Ontology annotation, molecular function: oxidoreductase activity. The transcript is spliced from 3 exons. Gene Ontology annotation, cellular component: endoplasmic reticulum. Lineage: Eukaryota; Viridiplantae; Streptophyta; Magnoliopsida; Malpighiales; Salicaceae. The record is from RefSeq and is a predicted model, not a curated record.
AAUGGGAAUCCUAAUAACGUCAUCCCUUUUCAAUAGUUCUGAACUGCCUAAACCUGCUAUUUAUCAAACAAAACCACCACCAAAAGAGUACUUCAAUGGAGUCCUAUGGCCAAGUAGUGGUUUUAAUUACUGGUUGCACCCAAGGUGGUAUAGGUCAUGCCUUGGCACGUGAAUUUGCUGCUAACAACUGCCUUGUUGUGGCCACGGCCAGGUCAUUGACUUCCAUGAGAGACCUUGAUCAAGAUACCAGAUUUUUUCUCCAAGAAUUGGAUGUUUUGUCUGAUGAAAGUGUGCAGAAUGUUGUGUCGAAUGUUGUUGAAAGAUAUGGCAGAGUUGAUAUUUUGGUUAACAAUGCUGGGAUUCAAUGUGUUGGCCCACUUGCUGAGAUCCCUUUAUCAGCUGCGCAAAACACUUUCGAUACCAAUGUUUUUGGUACCAUGAGGAUGGUUCAAGCUGUUGUUCCUCACAUGGCAUCUAGGAAGAAGGGGAAAAUCUUAAAUGUUGGAAGUGCUUCUGUUUUGGCUCCUCUUCCAUGGGCUGGUGUCUAUACUGCAACCAAAGCAGCUCUUCAUUCACUAACUGAUAACAUGAGGCUGGAACUUAGGCUUUUUGGGAUCCAGGUGAUCAAUGUUGUUCCUGGAGCUGUUAAAUCAAACAUCGGAAAUUCUGCCAUAUCCAGCUACAACCAUAUGCCUGAGUGGAGAUUAUACAAGCCAUUUGAAGCAGCUAUAUGGAACAGGGCUUGCCUUUUCCAGGGACCUAAGACCACCCCCACCGAAGAGUUUGCGAAGAAGACGGUUGCUACUGUGCUAAAGAAAAAUCCACCAGCAUGGUUUUCCUUUGGCCGAUUCUCUACUAUCUUGUCGAUCAUGUAUCAUUUGCCACUUUAUGUUAAAGAUUGUAUCGCAAGGCAAGUAUUUAAAAGCAUGUUUGAAACCAAUUCCACACCAAGAUUUAGUUCAAAUCGUUAAGUAAAAUCGAAAUCAGUUUGAAUUGUACUUUUUAUUCAAAAUGUCUCGACAUUUAGUUCCUCCUUGUAACAAUCCCGACUUUCUGUGAUAGAAAUACUUCUUUGUGUGAUGAGAAACGAGGGUGAAUUGUUAUAAUAAGGGUGUAAUUGAAAGAAUUAAGGAACUGGGAUUUUAUUGAAUUGAAAA